Messenger RNA from Ostrinia furnacalis (Asian corn borer), 1285 nucleotides. RefSeq names its product circadian clock-controlled protein-like. The record is from RefSeq and is a predicted model, not a curated record. Bases 117 to 818 code for a protein of 233 amino acids. Gene Ontology annotation, biological process: multicellular organismal reproductive process. The transcript is spliced from 5 exons. Lineage: Eukaryota; Metazoa; Arthropoda; Insecta; Lepidoptera; Crambidae.
GGGUAUUUGUUAAGCCAAAGCCGGGUUAGCCUUGACUCAGCCAAGCUUACACUUACUUAAGAACAGUUCGCACGUGUAAUAUCGCGUAGUCUUCGUGUGUACCCAUCAGAGUUCAGAUGUUCAAGAUGUCAGGGCUGUGGAUAAUAUUCUUGGUGCAGAUCAUAUUGGUUGCUGGAGACUCGCCAAAAUGCGAGAAGUCAGACACCGCAUGCCUCGUGAAUACUGCGCAAGAGACUGUGCCGGUGCUGACUCCUGGCCUACCAGACAUCGGGGCGCCGUCCCUGGACCCGUUACACUUGGAUAAAGUCACCGUGAACCUAGCAGGUCUGAAUCUGCUUGUCAGGGACGCAAACAUCAAGGGGUUGAGGAAGAGCGUUAUCGACAAAAUCGAAGUGGACCGAAGCAAGAAGAUUUUGGAGGUGAGGUACCACACAGACCUCGUGAUGAAGAACAAAUACAAGGCCUCGGGACAACUCCUCAUUUUGCCCAUUAGUGGUGAUGGAGACAUGACUUUGAAGCUGAAACAUCUGCAGGUCGACAUGACCAUGCCGUUCGAAUAUGGGAAGAAUGCAAACGGAGACACCAUUUUAGAUUUGAAGAGCUUCAGCCUGAAGUAUGACGUCAGGGAUAACGCACAUUUCCAUCUAACCAAUCUGUUUAAUGGAAACAAAGAAUUGAGUGACGCGAUGUUGAAUUUUAUGAACACUAGUUGGAAAAUUUUGACGGAAGAGUUUGGACUGCCCAUCCUGACUGCCGGACAUCAAGUCAUAUUUGACGCAUUAAAGGCGUAUAUGGCUACACAGCCUAUAGAAGAGUAAUAAGUAACCAACGCCAAUAGAUUAUAACAACAAGAAGUGAUAAAUAUACCAAAACUAGACUAUGCAAUUUCAACUCUACGUUACAUUGCAUUAUAAUUUUACAAUCGUUUUAUAAAAACUUGUUCGCAAGAUUUUUAAUUUCUAUUGGCGUAGUACCUACAUAUUAUUAUUUUAAGGUCUGAUAUAAAGUUAUUAUAUUCAGUUAGAAAAUAAGGCGAGGUUAAUGUUGAGGUUAAUAAUGGUUUAUUAUUGUUACUAUUUUUCAGCCACGGAUCUACAAGCUUUUUAACCGGGACAAUUUUUUGUGAAUGCCGCCCGGGGCAAGCGCCCCGGUUUGCCCCCACCUAGAUCCGUGCCUGAUAUUUUUAUAAUUUUUUAUUUUUAUUGCAAAAAUCGACAGAAACAGAGUCUGUCAUAUGGGCUAGUGACGAAAUUGUGCAAUACUUACCUGCAUUGAAAAAAAUGAA